CCAUUGCUCAACCCAGUGUGGGUCCUCAUGAGCAUCUGUUCUAAUGCAGCCAAUGGUCAUGCAGGGAUGCUCAUUCACCCUCCCCAGAUGUCGUGAAUGGCACACCACAGGGGCGUCCCGUCGCAACAGCACCUCCUUCGCUCAGUCUCAGGUUAAAACAGCCCAUGAUGGCACUGUGCCAGCCAGUGUGAACAAGAAACCUCCAAACGGUGCUGUUGGGCCCCAGAUGCCUCUGGAAAUGAAUCUCUGCUGGAAUGAGAUUAAGAAGAAAUCACACAGCCUUCGGGCUCGUCUAGAGGCCUUCUCAGAUCACAGCGGCAAGCUGCAGAUUCCCUUGCAGGAGAUCAUUGACUGGCUUAGCCAAAAAGAUGAGGAUAUUUCUGCCCAGCUACCACUCCGAGGGGAUGUCCUCCUGGUACAGCAGGAGAAAGAGAGGCAUACGGCAUUCAUGGAAGAAGUGAAGUCUCGGGGGCCAUACAUUUAUUCUGUUUUGGAAUCAGCUCAAGAUUUCCUUACUCAGCACCCAUUUGAAGAAGUGGAAGAUGUAAAUCUUGACAGCAAAGAUGUCUCCCCACGACACCGGAUCCAGAAUAUUAGCCGUUUUGUGUGGAAGCAGGCAACGGUGGCCAGUGAACUGUGGGAGAAGCUGACUGCCCGCUGUGUCGACCAGCACCGUCACAUUGAGAGGACCCUAGAGCAACUUCUGGAGAUCAAAGGGACCAUGGAGGAGCUCAGCACUACCCUCAACCAAGCUGAAAGUGUGCAAGAAACAUGGGAGCCCAUUGGAGAUCUCUUCAUUGAUUCUUUGCCCGAGCAUAUCCAGGCCACCAAGUUGUUCCAAGAGGAGCUCUCUCCUGUGAAAGACGGAGUGAAACUUGUGAAUGACCUCGCACAUCAGCUGGCUAUCUCAGAUGUUCAUCUGUCCAUGGAGAACUCUCGUGCUCUGGAACAGAUUAACACACGUUGGAAACAGCUACAGGUCUCUGUCAAUGACCGCCUGAAGCACCUUCAAGAUGCCCACCGGGACUUUGGGCCAGGAUCACAACACUUCCUCUCGACCUCGGUCCAGGUCCCGUGGGAACGAGCCAUUUCUCCCAAUAAAGUCCCUUACUACAUCAACCACCAAGCCCAGACAACGUGUUGGGACCAUCCAAAGAUGACUGAAUUAUACCAAACGCUGGCUGACUUGAACAACAUCAAGUACUCUGCUUACCGUACAGCCAUGAAGCUACGCCGUGUGCAAAAGGCUUUGAGAUUGGACAUGGUGACACUGUCAACAGCCUUGGAGGUGUUUACAGAGCAUGAGCUGCAACCAAGUGACCACGUGAUGGAUGUGGUGGAAGUGAUCCAUUGCUUAACCUCUCUGUAUGAGCGGCUUGAGGAAGAAAGAGGCAUUCUGGUCAACGUCCCCCUUUGUGUCGACAUGAGCCUGAAUUGGCUGCUCAAUGUUUUUGACAGUGGGCGCAGUGGGAAGAUGCGGGCACUCUCCUUCAAGACGGGCAUUGCAUGUCUCUGCGGCACAGAGGUGAAGGAGAAAUUCCAGUACCUCUUUAGCCAGGUGGCCAACUCCAGUGGACUCUGCGACCAGAGGCAUCUCGGCAUCUUGCUCCACGAAGCCAUCCAAGUUCCACGACAACUAGGGGAAGUGGCGGCCUUUGGUGGGAGCAACGUGGAGCCCAGUGUGCGCAGCUGUUUCCGCUUUGGAAACGGCAAACCAGCCAUCGAGGCUGCUCAGUUCCUGGGAUGGGCCAACUUAGAGCCACAGUCAAUGGUGUGGCUGGCGGUCCUUCAUCGAGUGGCCAUCGCCGAACAAGUAAAACACCAGACGAAGUGCUCCAUCUGCCGGCAGUGUCCAAUCAAAGGUUUCAG
This is a messenger RNA of Python bivittatus (Burmese python), 1869 nucleotides long. The record is from RefSeq and is a predicted model, not a curated record. Lineage: Eukaryota; Metazoa; Chordata; Lepidosauria; Squamata; Pythonidae.